Symbiodinium sp. CCMP2456 is the source of this 1815-nucleotide messenger RNA. Lineage: Eukaryota; Dinophyceae; Suessiales; Symbiodiniaceae. The record is from the annotation of a GenBank genome assembly.
AUGGCUUCAGCCCCCAAGGAGAAGAAGGAUGCAGACUUCGAUUGUUUCUUGUUCCUGAAGACAGGGUUCUUUGCCUGCCUCAACUUCGUCGACAUGGUGACAGACAUUCUUGUUCUGCUGCAGUUUGGGUGCCUGUUCGGCAAGCCUUUGCGGACAGACUGUAAUGCCACCUCCGCGUUGGACAGCGACACCAGCGAGACCUGCGAGGUCCACCCGUGGUGGCUUGCCAUUAGCGCAUUGAUUCUCGGCUGCUCGUCCAUAGGCUCGGCCGCGAUGUACAGCCACAGACGGCGUGAAGGAGUCAAAUCUCAUGGCGUACGAAGCUUUGCCGCUGCGAUAAGUUUCGUGGCGUCACUCUUGCAGCUGGCACCGUUCAUGGACUUACUGCACAUGUUGCGCCACGGGAACCGCUUCAUGGAUAAGGAGAAGAAGAUGAAUAUAUUGAGAAGAGAGACAAUCAUCAAGCUGGUUGAGUCAGCCCCGCAAGCAUUCUUCCAAGCCUACGUGCUCUUUGCAACUGGAUCACAUGGCCAGCCGCUACAAGUGUUUUCCCUGACUGUCUCGAUCCUCAGUCUGUCCACUUCUCUACUGGUCAGUCUCCCAGAGUUAACAGAGGCAGAGAAGAUGAUUUGGAGAGGCGGCGAACGCGAAGAUGACUCGUCUGACCCGUUGACUGAGUCCGAUGAUGCACCAAAGCCGGCCGCACACGAUCCUCCUGAAGAGGAGUCCCAGGUUGGUCAUGAGGAAGAGGCACCUCUUCUUGAACAACGGGAGCUCAUGUCAAUGCUACUGUAUGUCGCGGCGAAGGCGAAGGCCAGACAGAAUGCGAAACGCAAAACCUACCGGCAGUCGGUCGCGGCCAGCCGACAGAGUCGUAGAGGGGAAGUGGAUGACCAGGCUCGUCUGACUGACCCUCCAGCUAUGAUGCUGGGAUCGUCUGCAGCACCUCCGGAAGGGCAAACUCUUGCAGAAGAUCCUUUGCAUGAAAAGAAUCCUCCCAUAAAGGUGCUCUCACUACUUCACGACUCCAUGAUUGGCAAAUUUUUCUUCUGGAUCUACUUGGUGUCGGACACCCUGCUGCGAUGUGGGGCCUAUGCUUUGGGCUUCUCCGAGGUGGUCAGGCCGAUUGGGAUUCCGCUGGCCAUCAUCUUUGCCGUUUGUCAGGUUGCGCUCAGCUUUUGGGAGACGACUUGUGUGAUAUUGCAUCUUGUUUGGUUGGGUCUGCGGGCGCUGCUGAGAGCGAUCUGCUGGUUAGUAGGUUUGGCCCGCCGCAGUGUCGCACAGCUCCCUGAAGCACUGCGGUUUCUUUUUUCAGGCUCCCAGUCCCCGCCGUUGCCUGAAACCUCAGACGGUCCACAGGACUGGGACGUUGAGUGUGCAGAAGCAUGCUUGCCUUGCCUGCCAUGCUUCCUGAGAAUCGUGAAAUUCUUCUGGUGCAUUGCUACUCCCAUAGGCCUGGCAAUAGCGCUUGUGUUCGUAGUCUUUCUGGCUGUGCUUGGGUUUCUUGCAUACUCUCCCUUUCUGGCCUUGAUCGCGAUCUUCUGGACCUUGAUCGGCGGGUGCUUUGCUAUUGCUGUGACUGCAGCUCCAGUGGUCGCGACGCUCAACAGGGAUCCUCGCCACAAGACCGCUUUUGUGAUGGUCAGGUUGAUCGAGUACCUGUCGUUCGGCGCCCUUCUAGUGUUUUCUGGACAGUCGGCCUGUGGCGAGGAGGGUUUUUCGGGAAAUCUUAGCCUUUUUCUCUGCGCUUGCGUCCAACGUUUCCUCUAUCCUCAUCUUCGUGGCAUUACACCAUUGUGCUGCAUCAAUCGUUGA